Brettanomyces nanus is the source of this 2241-nucleotide messenger RNA. RefSeq lists its product as uncharacterized. Lineage: Eukaryota; Fungi; Ascomycota; Pichiomycetes; Pichiales; Pichiaceae. The transcript has a single exon. Gene Ontology annotation, molecular function: protein binding. Bases 1 to 2241 code for a protein of 746 amino acids. The record is from RefSeq and is a predicted model, not a curated record. Gene Ontology annotation, cellular component: endosome.
AUGGCGUCGGAUAACCUAAUAUUUGUGCCUUCAAAAACAACAUUACCGGUGGAUUUGGAGUCUUCACUUACCAAGAUCAUUACUGAGGAAUUCUAUCAACCACCGUCAUCGUACAUCUCUCAGUUGAAAGAGAUUAAUGAUUUACGGAGUUUUCUCGUGACUCCGAAGGCCACUAUAGAAUGUAUCACAGCUAUAAAGCGGUACUAUGUUCAAUUCAGUGCUCUCAAGUUGAAAUUGCCUGCUGAUUGUAUCGAGUUUUCCUGGUUUCCUCUUUUCCAGAGGGCUACUGACGGUGUUGAUUCUUCUAAAAAUGAGAAACUGAACCGACAACAUCCGUACACCACAAAAUCUUUGGUCUUGGAACAGUGUUACGUCCUGUAUGUCAUAGGAAGUCUUUACUCAUCAUUGGCACGAGAGCAGAACAGAUACUCUUCAGAGGGCCUUAAGAAGGCUGGCGUCUAUUAUCAAUAUGCUGCUGGUUGCUUUCAGAUCUUGGACGAGGACAAUCUUGCACAUUCGCUAGACGAAGUACCUAUGGAUUUGACCUCUUACACACUCUCUGCGCUGACUUAUUUGAUGCUCGCAAGUGCCCAGGAGAUAUACUGGUUGAAGGCAGUGACGGAUAAUUUGAAAGACACGGUUGUAUCGAAGUUGUCGAUGCAGACCUCCGAAUUUUACGCAAAUAGUGUGACGUUUAUGCAAAGAUCUCGGAUAUUUGAAGACGAAUGGAUCAAUUUCUGCCGUGUUAAAUCGAUUCACUUCAAAGCUGCUGCAUUGUAUCGACUGGCCGUUUAUGCAGGACUACAUGAGAAAUAUGGAGAACAGAUUUCGAGACUUAGAAGUUGUUCUAAAAUUGUACAAGAAGGCCUCAUAAUACCAUUGGACAACGAAAAAGUGAAGCAGGACCUUACUACGUUGAGUAAAGUUGUCAGUGAGGAUCUCAAAAAUGCCGAGAGAGAGAACGAUCUUAUUUAUCUUGCCAUUGUCCCACCGGAGGACUCGCUUCCUGCCCCUGCGAAGGCAGUCCUUGUGAAGCCUUUGAUUCUUAGCGAACUUUUGGAUCCCGUGAAGGCGCUAACAGAGAUGCCUGAUUAUGGUGAAGCAUUAUUCGACAAGCUAAUACCUUAUACGGUAAUACAGCUUGCUGCAUCGUUCAAGGAGCGGUGCUUGGGCUACGUGGAAUCGAAUAUUAAGCGUCCGAUUGAUGUAUUAAACAAGGAUCUGGAGACGUUUCUCAAAGAUCUCAAUUUAGAUUACGAACUGGAUUCAUUGCUGAGGCCUCAGUCCAUUCCAGUGUCGGUACAUCAAUAUGCAAGCAAUCUCAAGGAUAUGGGAGGUAUUGUUAAAUUGGAUAGCAUGCUUGGUGAUUUGAGUUCCUUGAAGUUGGAAGCCCGCGAGACUCUUGAUUCGAAUUGGGCUCUAUUUAAUAGAGCUGAGGAGGAUGAUACCAGCUUAAGAGCGCUGUAUGGUGCAAAAAGAUGGACUUUAAGGCCUAUGAAGGAGGAGGCCACGGACAUAAUUAGGAAUCUCGAGCAGUUUGAACAGUAUCUCGAGGACUCAAAGCAGGGCGAUGAGACUAUAUAUGAUCAAGUCGAUGAAUUGAGACCAUUCAUUGAAGUAUUUGAAUCACUAGAUGGUCUUGACGCGUUUAUUCCCAAGGCCAAAGUACUGGAACUUAACCCAGAUCUACGUCGGCUGAUUAUCAAGGUGAGAGAAUUGCUAAGGAAAGCAGACCAGAUAAAGGAAAAACGAGGCAAGUUUUUGCUGGACGUACAGAAGAAGGUGGAUAGCAUAGACAUACUUAGCAAUGUGAUCACGAGGUACAGACAGCUGUCGAAGACCAGUGACAAACCUUACGAAGAGUCUGAGUAUGAGUCUGUGGUUGAUAAGGAGCUUUCGAAAUUUGCCGAGGAUGUCAUAUUUAUAUCGAAGACUUCUAAGGAGCAAAACCAGCUUGUUUCGACCUUGGGAAAGAGCAAAGUUGAUUAUUUGAAUAGAAGAAGAGGCCUAAAGGUUUCUUUAGAAAGAGAACGAGCAUUGGACGUGCUAAGUAAGACGUAUCAUGGAUACUGCGAAGUCAUAGGAAAUAUCAAGCAGGGCCUGGGAUUUUAUAAUGACUUCUUCACCAAUUUGGACCAAACACACAACGAGUUGGCCAACUAUUUAGAAGAAAGACGACACGCAUCAGUCAACAUACAAAAUACAUUGGACAAGAUGGAUGAUGAAAGCCUGAGAAAGUAA